This is a messenger RNA of Priapulus caudatus, 2072 nucleotides long. RefSeq names its product epithelial membrane protein 1-like. The record is from RefSeq and is a predicted model, not a curated record. NCBI's taxonomy places the organism in Eukaryota, Metazoa, Priapulida, Priapulimorpha, Priapulimorphida, Priapulidae. The transcript has 3 exons. The coding region runs from base 65 to 616 and encodes 183 amino acids.
GAUUUCAAAUGCCAUUGUUACCUGGCGACCUCUAUACGUGCUCGAUUCGCAUAGCUGUAGCAAAAUGGCGAGUGGAUUCGUGCCGACGUUUCUCUCCGGUAUUUGGCUGUUUCUGACCACGGCCUGCGUUACGAUAGCGUUCGGGUUUGAUCAGUGGGUUCUGCUAAACCAGAGCAAUGCUGGGCUGUGGCGGGUCUGCGUGCGAGACGUAUGUAAGUGGUACUGGGAGCAGAGCCGCCUGACUAUCGACACGGAUUUACCGCACUGGUUCAUCGCGUGUCAGGUGAUGUUCGCGCUGGCUGUCGGCUCCAUACUGCUCUGCCUCUGCUUCCUGCCUUUCUACAUGUGCAUCUGCAGCCGCGGCGGCUCGUGCUUCACCUGCCUCGGUCGCACCGUCUACUCGAUGCUCUCCUCCGCAGCGCUUAUCAUGGGAAUCGCUCUGCUCGUGUUCGGCCUAGAGGUUCACUACAGCGAGGGCCAGGAGCGGAUCUGGGGUCAGAAGGUGAAAGCGCUCACGUGGGCCUUCUUCCUAAUGGUCGCGGGUUGGUGCAUGACUGUCAUCUCUGCCGUGCUCUUCUUCGUUCUACACAAGAGAUCACAAUCUCAUGCCAUAUAGGCGAGCCGCUGCCCUCUCACAAGACAACGGAGUAAUAAGAUAUACACAUAUAUACAUAUCCCUUUACAUAUACAUAUACACAUGAAUAUGCAUAUACUCAUAUAAAUCCACAUCUGCGCAGAGCAAGAGAGAAUUGUGCAUUUGUAUAUAGCAGGCAGGUGGCGCUAGACGCAUAUACGUUGUAUUGCCGUCCAUCAUGGAGUAGAAACUCAUAACGUAGUGACGUUCGUUACACGAUCGGAUAGUCUUAUCCAUGUCUCUGCAAAUAUCAGGUAACGCCAGCAUUGUAGCAUACGCACACGCAGUGAUAUAAUAAAUCAUAGAAUCAACCUAUUUUUCCGUGAAAUUAUCAAAUAAUUAUAUCGUGCCCGUAAAUAUUUCCGUGAAUGUCUCAAGAUGCAUGAGAUUAGUAGAAGUGUUUAUAACAGUGUGUGUACAUACAAAUGCAUGUGUUUAUGAUAAGGAGCAUGUUUAGGCAAUCUGGCCUCGGCUAUGUUAAUAGAUUUGUCAUAAUCAAUGAAGUUUCGCGCUAAUAUCUCGGUUGGCAAAAUCGUGAUGGUUGCGUACGCACACUAAACGUUGCGUGUGAGUCCAGCUCUCAUAUUUGAAUCUCUUUAUAGCGCUAGGUCCGUUCAGUGUUACCGAUUAAAAUAAUUGCAAACGACUAGUGAGUGAAGUAAAUAAUGUAGCAUUUCGCCGUAAUGGGUACUUUUGUAAUGCGCUGAAACGGAGUUGCACGCCUCCCGAGAUGAAAUCCCAAAGGCCCACGGCCAGUCAGUCGCGCCAUCUACUGGAAUAAUAUAUCAUAACUGCCGGCUUUACUGAUGGAAAAAAAUCUCCGCGAGAACGCGCCCGUUUGUGUAUAUAUUCUAUAGAAUUGUCCAGCUCUACUACUCCUAAUGUGUUAAGCAUUGCCCCCUCGGCAAUACGGAUUAUGUUGUCGGCUUUUACUAGUUAGUUAUUAAUCGUGCGAGUGACGAUGCACUUGUAUAUUUUCCAAUCAUCAUUGAGAGCUUUGCGUGGAGCGUUUUAGUAGAUGGCGAUCGUAUGAUCGUAAGCUUUCCGAUUUGCGAAUCUCAUUCGAACAUCGAUGAACAUCGACGUAAAAGGUCCGAUGGCGUACGCGCUGUACUCGCCUCGUUCCGAACGGGUUCGCAUAAUGUUGUUUGCAUAAUAACCUAAUUAUUUUUUUAUAUUUGAUCGUUUUAUGGUGCAUAUAACCUCGUGUUUUAAAUCGAGUGUUUUUCUACGAGUCUUUUAAUAAGGGCGUUGAUCGACGAUGGAUGGUGGCCGUGUGUGUACUGCCUGUUUUAUAGCAAGAACGAACAGAAUAUGUUGACGCAAUACUAUUGUGUAUUUUAAAAGCGCCUGUUGAGGAUUUCACUACUAAAUUUUCUGAUAAAUUUCCCGUCAUACCAUCUAUCGAAAUAUACGACGCACAUGUUGUACUACUGUC